Exophiala bonariae is the source of this 1857-nucleotide messenger RNA. RefSeq lists its product as uncharacterized. The record is from RefSeq and is a predicted model, not a curated record. The transcript has a single exon. Bases 1 to 1857 code for a protein of 618 amino acids. NCBI's taxonomy places the organism in Eukaryota, Fungi, Ascomycota, Eurotiomycetes, Chaetothyriales, Herpotrichiellaceae.
AUGAACAACAGUUCCCAUACCGGCCUCUACCAGUCUGCCAACAGUAGCACUUCCACUCUCCGCCCCCGCGCUACUCGUCUGAUCUCAUACCUCGACGAUGAUACCCCCGAUGCCACUGCCAUAUCCACCUCGUCCGCUCCCACUUCGACCUCCACUCCUCCUCGAUUCCCCAGCAGAGGCGUCUCUCCUAAUGUGACCGCAAAGAAACCAAAAUCCCCGGACAAGUCCAAGAAUGGUCUGGCGGCAACAUCACGAUCACAAAGUCCAUCGCUGGGAGGGCAAGGCUUGUGGGACUCAUGGUCUUCAAUUCAAGGUAUCGCCUCGAGCCUGUUGGGAAGUGACACCUCUACUUCUGCAAAAGACAAGCCGAACAAUUCAUUCAAAACCCCACUAUGGAUGAAGCAAGACAAGUCCUUUGCACCUAAACCGCCUGCUCUGGAAUGGGGCCCUUCCAAAGAACCCGGCACCGCAAUCCCUGGAUCCAUCGAGGAGAGAAAGGCCAAGCUCGAAGCGAAGAAAAGGGAGGCUCUACUGCUGGCUUCUGCCGCAGAGGCUCAAGACAGCUCCGGCAGGUUCAAAAGGAGGGAUUCCGAUGCAGACCUUUCCACUUCAAAGUCAACGGACUCGAACCAAGAUGCCCUGGUUUAUAUGCACAAGAUCCAGAAGGGCGAUACCCUCCCAGGUGUCAUUAUAAAGUAUAACUGUCAGGCCGAAGCCUUCCGGAAGCUCAAUCGAUUCUGGCCCAACGAUAACAUUCAGACGCGUACUCAUGUUUUGGUUCCUGUCGAUGCAUGCUCAGCAAGAGGCCGGAAAGUGGAUAGUCCGUAUCUAUCACCAGAUCUCUUCGACUCGGGAUUUGCACAGGCUAACAAAGACUCAUCUUCAAUCAAUGGCACGUCUCCCACCCGCACUGCCAACCCUACUAUAUCCUCCACCCUCACUUCCGAACCCCUUACACUCAUCACUUCUUUAUCAGAAGAAGUAGAAUUCAAGCACGACUCGUGGGUCAUGCUUCCGUCAUUUAAAGAUGCCAUCGAGGUCCUCCGCGUCCCUCGUCGUGCCCUCGGAUACUUCCCCCGAGCAAGGCGGAAAUCAAACACGGCUCUGACUGCAAUCUCCGCCACUUCGACGCCGAGAACCUCUUUCGACAUGCUGCGUCAUCCUCCCACACACGCGGCUCAAACUUCGGCCUCUCUGGGGUCCUCCCCGGUCCGGCGACCAGGGCUUCCAACCCGUAUGUCUUCUGCCCGUCAACGCUCCUCGAGUGUCACGAAUUCGGGGAAUUCCUUCAUGGACGCAUUACGAGGACCCGGUGGUGUGGGCACCCUAAGUGGUCUACGAACCGAGGUAUCCCGUCCUGGUCCUGCUGAAGAUCCUUUGAACAAAAAAUUUGCCAAUUACCUGCCCGAUCUCUUACCCCCAGAAGCUAUGCCUCGAACUGGGUUCAGUCUCCGACCGUCGGCUCGUUCAACCCCUCGUGCCAGUACAGAUUCGGUACGUAGUACUCGCUCCAACAGUGCAAACAUGGGUGAUGUCGGAGUCGCCAUUGAAGGCUGGGUAAGGAAAAUGGCAGGUACUAAGAGUCUCCGAGAUCGUCAUGGCGCUGCGCCCAAAAUGGGCGACCUGAUUGAAUUAGAAACGAAUAGUGAAAGCACUCAGCUAAGUACUUCGAGGUCCGAUAUUGGCCUGGAAGCAAAUAUUGACCAAGUACGACAAUCUGAUGACACCCCCACACCAACCACAGCGAAACCUGCCGAGUCUACCUCAACCUCCACGGCCAUCGAACAGGAGCUCUUAAAUGAACGGUUCCCCAUGAGGGGCCGCGUCCAAAAUGCCUAUGAGACGAAGAAGAUGUGA